Molecule: messenger RNA, 5521 nt
Organism: Petromyzon marinus (sea lamprey)
Lineage: Eukaryota; Metazoa; Chordata; Hyperoartia; Petromyzontiformes; Petromyzontidae
Gene: REXO1
Product: RNA exonuclease 1 homolog
Cellular component (GO): nucleus
Molecular function (GO): nucleic acid binding; metal ion binding; exonuclease activity
Source: RefSeq, a predicted model, not a curated record
CCCCCCCCCCUGACGUCACGUCCGGGAACACAGCGGGAGGAGCAAUGGCGAUGGCGCCGGGAACGAAGCUCGGAGGGGAGCGAACCCGGGGGUGAUCGGGGCGACCCCCGGGGUGGGGGAGCGACCCUGCCCGACCCUGCCCGACCCAGCCAGGGAAGACGCUCGGUGCCCGGCCCAGUCGCGUCCAGAGGAGAGGUGACCUCGAGCUUGAGGAGAGCCCGGUUAGCAGGAGGGGAGGAGGUCCACACGGAGCUUUGUCCGGUGGUCGAGGGGUGACGAGACCUCUCCCACGACAGAAGGCGACCAGCCGGGCUCCUCCAGUCUAAGGGGACCCGGUCUAGGGAGAGAAGAAGGGGGGCCCUCGGUUCAAGGGGGACCCGGCGCAGGCGGAGUAGGGAUUCUGGAGUUAAGGGGACCCGGUCUGGGAGGAUAAGGGACGCGGGGGUGAAAGCCACCGCGGCGUGUCCAGUCCUGGGCUGAGUGGGGGGUGUCUGGUCUUAAGGUUCGAGGGACCGGGACUCGGUUCCCGAUCGCCUCCCCCCACCACCAGUGCGCCGGGACGAUGCUGCCCUCCACGGGAUACUUCCGGAGCCUCGACUGCCCCUUCUACGCCGAGGCGCGAUGCCAAAGGCCGCACUGCCACUUCAAGCACCCGAGGUCGGCGCGAAACAAAGCGGGCAGCGAGCGACGAGCUGCGGAAGUUCCAGGAUCAAAAACUGAAUCAAAAGACGAUGCGUAUGACCCGAGCCACCCCGGCCUCCUGGAGAAGCUUCCGGCUCGGAAUGUCGUGGCGACCCAAGCCGAUGACCUGGAGGCGGUCACGCGCGCCAUCGAGGCCGUCAAGAAUGCCAUGGAGCAGGAGAAACAAAAGUUGUCGCGCUGCUUGCAGGACAGAAAGCUGACCUAUGCCGCUCACUCAAGCACGGUGGACGAGUAUGAUCCCACAGCCGUGGGCCCAGAACUCUUGCGUGGAAACGUUUUUGGCCCCAAGCAUGUGGGUUUCACCGCCGGGAGCGACUUGCUGAAGAAUAACGAGGUUUCCUUUCGUUCGGCUGCUCUGGAGUACGAUCCCGCGGAUUUUUCGCUGUCAAAGACCGUGGAAUAUAACCCCACGCCAAUCACCGCCAAGGGCCGAACGAAGUACACGUUGGACAGCCCGAGAGAUGAAGACCCCAGCCAUUAUGUGCCCAAGGUGGUUGCCUGCACCCAGCAGGUUGCCCCGUCAAACAAGUACGUGGUCGAUAUCAAAAAACCCACCAGCAACAUGGAGUAUGACCCGCUGAUGAAUUUCACCUCCAUGUUCACUCCGGAGAAAGAGAGCGACUCCAAGCAGCAGAAGAAGAGACAUCGGUCGUCUGACAGCCGCGCGGCUGACACAGUCUCUUAUGAGCCUUCGCCUAAAGAUGCACGUGUCGCGACCCCGGCCAGUAACGGCAUGGGGGACAAUUCCCCCUUCGGCGCCGCACCAGUGGAGGGGCCUCCAUGUCAGUUUAGUGACGAGGAUGACAAUGAUGGUGAUGAUGACGGUGCUGCCGUGGUCGCUGACGACAAUGGGGAUUCCAGCAGCAAUAAGGAGGUUCCGCAGUCGGGUGUUGUCCGAAAGGUCAAGGUGAAGAAGCGAGCGGAGCCGGUGUUGAGGGAAAUCGCCGUGCAGUGCGGGAUCGGGGGGCUCAGCAGGGGAGAUGACGACAAUUCAGGAAAAGUACAGGAGAAGGAAAACCAUUCCAGGUUAAAAGCUGAUCGGAAGAUAAAAGAUAAGAGCCCUCUUGAAAAACAAACCAGCUCUGGUAGCUCCAAGUUGACUGAUAAGAUAAAAGUAAGUUCUAAAUUAGAAAAAAAUCCCGGAUUGAGUAAAGGGGCGGAAGUAGAAAAGAGUAGGUCUUUAAAAACUAAAGAGAUUAAGAUUUCCUCAAAGGACAAAUCAUGUAGCAGUUCCAAAGGCGAUAAGGAUAAGGGUUCAAACAACAAAAGCGACAAGCACAAAAACUCUGAGAGCGCUCAUAGCUCGAGUAAUAGCACAGUGAGAACAGAAAAAAACAAAGCUUCCAAGGGUGACACAAACGAUAAAAAAAGUGAAACCGUUCACGCAACUAAAGCAAAGGAUGAUGAUAAACAUAAACACUCCAGCAAAGACAGAAAGCCUCAUUUAAAAAGCAGAGACAAGAAGGAAAGGAAAAGCAGUAGCUCGGAAAAGGAAGGUAGGAGCCAUGACAACCAACGCCAGGGCAAAGACUCUGCACUGAAGCCACACAAGGAUGGCGGUGGCACAGAGAGAGGUCACAAAGCCAGCAAAAAGAGAAAGGACGGAAAUAAAGAAGAUAAACCCGCCGUAAAUUUGCCCACGCGUAAUCCUGCCAAGGAGAAGCGAAAUAAAAUCACUCAGAAAGACCUGUUUGGAGAUGACAGCGAGGACGAAGAUCAGAGCGUGGCCUCUGUUUCCACUGCGAGUUUGGUGUCCAAGUCGUUAAAACGUCCCCUGCCGAGCAGCAGCGGCAGCAUUGGGGGUCAUCUCAAGCGGCCAAAACUCACCUCACCGAUCCGCGGUGUCGAGAGUGACAUUGACGACAGCGAUGGUGGUGACGGCGACGACAAUGACGACGAUGAUGAUGAUGAUGAAAUUGAUUAUGCCGCCAUUGCGUCGGAGAUGGACUUUGAGGAGUCUGAUCCGAUGGAGGAGUGCCUGCGCAUAUUUAACGAAUCAACAGAGAUUAAGAAGGAAGACAAGGGACGGCGACGGCCCAGCCUUGGUCAAGAAAACGUGGAGGAGGGCAGCUCCGGGGUGACCCCAGUCGUACCGCUUCUGAAGAAAAGGGUUGCUCACACCUCCAAGUUUGAGACGGCCAAGCCCGGGCAGGCGGUUAUCCGGCCCUACCGCCCCACGGCGCAGCAGGUCUGCCAAGCGCGGCUCCUGCAGGCGCAGCAGCGGUCCCUGACCGCGGCCCCGGCGCCGGCGAGCCUCCCUCUUGCCGCUUCGCCCGCCACCGCGGCACGGCCUGCCGCCUCGCCGUCCACCUCCCCCUUCGGAGGGAAGCGCCGCGUCGCGCACGGCCUGUUCACGACGUCGCUGGCCGCCGGUGCGCGCGGUGCCGUCUCGGUGAACGCGUCGGCCGGGAGACAAGCGGGGACUGCUGGCGCCCUCACGCCGCGCCAAGUGGACGCCACCUCGCCCGCGCACACGCCUGCCACGAUGAUGUGCAAGACCACCGUGGUGCCACAGAGAAGAAUGGCGCACACCCCCAACCCCAGCAACCCGGCGAUGAAGCGGCCGCUGAUCAUGGCGGACAGGAACUGCAAGGUGCCGCUGGCCGUAAGGCAGCGCUACCUGAACGUCUUCAUCGACGAGUGCCUCAAAUUCUGCUCUUCCGAGCAGGAGGCCUUCGACAGGGCGCUGGCAGAGGAGAAGGUGGCGAUGGAGCGGAGCUCGAGCAAGGCCAUCUACGUGAACGUGGCCGUCAACGUCCUCAAGAAGCUGCGCAGCCAGGGCAACCCGAGCCCUGCCCGCGCCCCCGCCAUGUCGCUGAGCCGACGGCCACUGUCCCACGAGGCUGUUCUAGGUGGGAAGAUGGCAGCCAAGGCCAGCUUCACCAUGAACCUGUACGGCAAGGGGCAGCCACUGGAGAGCCACCUGGACGAGAAGUCACUGUUCCAGCGGCUGAGCGCGUACUUGCUGACGGAGGAGCAGCUCCGGGAGAAUGGAUACCCCCGGCCUGACCCGGAGCGCUGCAGUCGAGCCAUCCUCUUUACUGCCGACACCAAGACGGCCAACAAAGACCCCCUGAUGAGGAUCUGCUGCCGUUGUGGGACCUCCUACUCCGUGAACCUCAAGGGCGACUACCUGAGGCGGGAGGAGUGCACCUACCACUACGGCCGGGCAUGGCGGCAGCGCGUGUCGGGCGGAUGGGAGACGCGCUACAACUGCUGCCAGGGUAGCGUGGGCUCGUCAGGAUGCCAGGUCGCCAAGUGCCACGUGUUUGACGGGCGCAAGGAGAGCCUGGACGGCUUUGUGUGCACCAUCGCCAAGUCGCCGGUGCCUGACAGGAUCCCCGGCGUCUACGCGCUCGACUGCGAGAUGUGCUACACUAAGCAGGGCCUGGAGCUGACGCGCGUCACGGUGGUGGACUGGCAGCUCAAGCCCGUCUACGAUACCUUCGUGUUGCCCGACAGCGAGGUGGUCGAUUAUAACACCAGGUUUUCAGGCGUCACGGAGGAAGAUCUCCGGGACACGACCACGACCAUCCGCACCGUGCAGGCCGCGCUGCUCAGCCGGCUGAGCGCCGACUCCAUCCUGCUCGGGCACAGCCUCGAGAGCGACCUCUUCGCCCUCAAGAUUAUCCACAGCACAGUGGUAGACACGGCCGUAGUGUUCCCACACCGGAUGGGUUCUCCCUACAAGCGCGCGCUACGCACGCUCAUGGCCGAGCAUCUCCAGCGCAUUAUACAAAACGACGUGGGAGGUCACAACUCCACCGAGGAUGCCGCCUCUUGCAUGGAACUGAUGAUAUACAAGAUCAAGGAAGACGCCAAAGUAAAAAAAUAAUCUUAGAGCAACUGCCUCUGCCUCCGUCCUGGCUGCAUCAUUCCAUGACUGAUGGCUCUCACCCUCUACACCAUCCGAUCGUCGAUCGAAGAUGGGAGCAAGGCUCAAUUUCUCUCCGAAUAUUUUCCAGGUCGCUCGUCUACUGGAGUAGGUGGCACGUGACUAGGAGCCGUAGCCAUAGCAAGAGGUAUAGUGGAUGCGGUGUGUCGGGUGUGGAAAUAUAUUCCGUGUCGCCAACUCGCAGUCAAGCCCUGGGUAGGUGGUGGAGCACCAGCUCCGUGCAUCGAAGGGGGAUGGCGUUGCUGGCACGGUCGGCGUGGCAUACGGAGGUGACCCUGCGCCAAGCCUAGGGGGACUGGCUCUGCUUCCAGAGGGGCUCUCCCGAUACUUGAAUGGAAUUCCCGUGGAAUCGGAGAUUUCGUGGGCAUCGCUGACCAAAAGCAAUGGAGUUGUGCUGCUCUGCUUGGAAACGGUGCAUGGUCACAACAGCCGCCUGCUGCCAUCACCUUACCAGGUGCUGACAUGCACACGACCCUUCACUCUGCGAGCACAGAGCCUGAAGAGACAGGAUUUUUACGGACUCGUAUGUCAUUAAUGCACUCUUCACAUGGUGCUCUUAGGGAACCGUUGUGCACGUAAGUUACCACGAAGCUUUUUUUUUGUUCUAAAAAACCUGCUCCGAAUAUGUAUAUCUUUUUCCAAGGGUGAGGAAGAUUAAAUACUUAGGAUGUCUCAGUAUUCUUGUAAUUCGCUGGACGGUGGCUGCUAUGCUAGAUGUGUGAGUGAGGAAGGCACCUUCUCAACGUUCCGAGGGACUUUUCACUGCUUGUUUUAGUUUGUCAUUUGUCACGUGAAUAUGUAAAUGCCACUAACGGCACAACCGUGCUGUGUUGGGAGUCUACAGUAAAACUAAUUUCAGUUUUGCUUAUAAAACGAUGCUCAUGUAAUACAUGUCUGUAAAUAAAGUGAAGUGGCAACGUUAAA